AUGGUUAAAACUGAUACUGAGAAAAUAAUAAAAAAUUCACCGAGACAUCAUCAGAAUUUGACACCGGGAGAAAAGAUCGCACUCAUGGAUCUUAGACAAGACCCAAACAUUAUAAUUCGAUCAUCGGAUAAGGGUGGCGCUACAGUCAUUCAGUCAUAUGAUAAUUAUCGUAUUGAAGUAUACAGACAACUAAAUGACACAUUAACAUAUGCCAGACUUACGUUUGAUCCCACAAAGAAAUUUCAAAUGAGAAUACAAAAUCACAUCGAUCUGGGAAAACAAAUGGAAUAUUUGGAUUUAAAAACUGCACAAUUUUUAUUUGUGGAAUAUCCUAGACACCCUGUGCUGUACACCUUGCCUAAGAUCCAUAAAGAUCCUAUACGACCACCAGGGAGACCUAUAGUCUCUGCUAAUGACAGCUUAUUAGAACCAAUUGCAAAAUACAUCGAUCUUUUUAUCAAAG
Messenger RNA from Pelobates cultripes (western spadefoot toad), 463 nucleotides. NCBI's taxonomy places the organism in Eukaryota, Metazoa, Chordata, Amphibia, Anura, Pelobatidae. The record is from the annotation of a GenBank genome assembly.